Messenger RNA from Ziziphus jujuba (common jujube), 1969 nucleotides. Its product is annotated as nuclear transport factor 2. Gene Ontology annotation, molecular function: mRNA binding. The transcript has 10 exons. Bases 250 to 1623 code for a protein of 457 amino acids. The record is from RefSeq and is a predicted model, not a curated record. Lineage: Eukaryota; Viridiplantae; Streptophyta; Magnoliopsida; Rosales; Rhamnaceae. Gene Ontology annotation, cellular component: ribonucleoprotein complex; cytosol.
UUUUUUUCUCUCUCACACUUGUCUCUCAGUUUGUCUCUGAAGCAUUCGGAGGAGCAGUGUUUGAACUGCGGUUUGUUAGAGCGAGCCAAGCUAAGGGGAAUAGAUAAGGAAUCGAUAAUACGUUAAACCACCGAUUUUAGGGUUUCGGAUACAUUUGGUUUCUGUGUGGAUCUGUGUGAAAAUCUUGGUUUUCAUUGGUAUUACUGCAUGCUUUUUCUUUCUGAGAGGAUUUGAUUAGAAAAGGUGGCGAUGGCAGCUGCGUAUCCGGGAACUGUUAGUGCUGUUCAGGUUGGUUCGUAUUUUGUGGGACAGUACUAUCAAGUUCUUCAACAACAGCCUGAUCUUGUGCAUCAGUUUUACUCCGAUGCCAGCUCAAUGAUUCGGGUCGAUGGAGAUUCCACUGACUCUGCCUCCGCAAUGCUGCAAAUUCAUACACUUAUCAUGUCACUAAAUUUUACUGCAAUUGAGAUCAAGACAAUUAAUUCUCUCGAUUCUUGGAAUGGAGGAAUUCUGGUGAUGGUUUCAGGGUCUGUCAAAACCAAGGAAUUCAGUGGGAGAAGGAAAUUUGUCCAGACCUUUUUUCUGGCUCCUCAGGAGAAAGGUUACUUUGUUCAUAAUGAUAUCUUUCAGUUUAUUGAUGAUGGCAUGAUAUACCAACAUCCAACGCCCAUACUGUCAGAGAGCAAAUUUGAGGCCCAAUUGAAUGCACCAAACCCUCUUCCAGAGCCACCAGUUUCUGACUAUGCUUUAGAGGAAGAAGCCAGGGAGUAUGUGAACACUGUCCAUAUAGAAGAUGAUCCAGUUGAUAAAUACAGUCUCCCGGAGCAGCAGCAUCAAUAUAGUCUUCCAGAGCAGCAGGAGCAGCAAGAGGAUCCUGAGACAGAAAUUGUAGUGGAGGAAGCUCCUAUAGAAGAAACAUCUUCUUCACUUCAAAGUGCAGUGAAUAUUGUACAUGAAAGCCCCUCUGUCGCUCUGGAGGAACCUGUAGGAGAGCCCCAGAAGAAAACAUAUGCUUCUAUUUUAAGAGUUGCUAAAGGGCCAUCUGCACCAUCAGUUGCCACCCAACCUUCCUUCAUGGGUUCCCAAACUGUUUCAGAGUGGAAUCAUAUACCACAGCCAGCUGAACAACAUUCAAACCCUGUAUUAUCAUAUGCACCUGAAUUGGGAGUAGAAGCAGCAGACGAAGGUUAUGCAGUAGAAGAUGAAGGUGAACCAAAGUCUGUCUAUGUCAGAAAUUUGCCGCCUAAUGUUACCGAAGUUGAAAUUGAGCAGGAGUUUAAGCACUUUGGCCGAAUUAAACCUGAUGGUGUCUUUAUUAGGUCUCGCAAGGAAAUUGGAGUAUGCUAUGCUUUUGUAGAGUUUGAAGACAUUAUUGGUGUUCAUAACGCACUCAAGUCAUCUCCCAUUCAGUUGGCUGGAAGGCAAAUUUAUGUAGAGGAGCGAAGACCAAACAGCAGUGGCGUCUCUCGAGGUGGAAGAAGGGGAAGAGGAAGAGUCAGUUUCCAAGCUGAGGCUUCAAGGGGACGUUUUGGUGGUCGUGGUCUGGGCAGCAGGGGUAAUCAGGAUGCUGGUGAUUAUGGCAGAUUAAGAGGCAACGGUUUUCAUCAGCGUGGUUCACGAUAAGACUUUUUUAAGCUUAUCUACCCAUGGGCAGAAUUGGCGACAUGGAAAUCCUUUGUGAAGGUGCUUGAAGUUUUCUACGAUGCAAAUUACUGAUGGAGUAAUGCCCUCCUGUCGGUUUCAGGAAAAUUAUAUUUUGUACUUCUUGAGUGUCAUAUUUUUGUUUUUUAAUCUAUGGGAAUGUGAGACUUUAAUUAAUCUUUUUCGCGGGCGUCUGUUUUGCUUUCCUCUUGAAUAGUUUUUAUCAUGCAAUUCAAGUGGGAAAUUAUCGGCCUACGAAGUGUGAGGGAAUAUGGGGAUGCGUGUCUUGUGGUUUAUAUGCGAAGGUUAUGUGAUUUUGUUCUUUCCA